Pistacia vera is the source of this 612-nucleotide messenger RNA. Its product is annotated as L10-interacting MYB domain-containing protein-like. The transcript is spliced from 2 exons. NCBI's taxonomy places the organism in Eukaryota, Viridiplantae, Streptophyta, Magnoliopsida, Sapindales, Anacardiaceae. The record is from RefSeq and is a predicted model, not a curated record. The coding region runs from base 1 to 612 and encodes 203 amino acids.
AUGACCAACAAAUUUCUGGUUCUGUUGUCUGAGCGGGCGAAAACUUCCCACAGUACUUCAAUAAAAACAACAAAUUACCAGGAUAUGUUGGAUGACUUAUCAUCAUUGGGUGGGAGGAGACUCAACUUGACACAAUUAGCCUCUAAGUACUUUCGCCUGAGAAAAGUAUAUCAAGCAUGGCGGAAAUUGAUUCAACACACAGGCUUUGGUUGGGAUCAUGAGUCGCAAACUCCAACGUGUCCCAUACAGGUUUGGCAAGAAUAUAUCAAGCAAAACCCACAGGCGCAACAAUUCUUCCAUGAUGGACUUCCUCACAAAGAGCUUUAUGAAGUCAUAUUUGAGAAGCAAACUACCAUAGGGAGAUAUGCGUACACAUCUACUUCUCAACCGGUGGAGAACUGUACUUCUUCCAAUCAAGGACUGGUUGAAAUUGAUGAUAGUGACUUCGAACCUGAUCUGGAUGGAACGACAGGGGAAAAAAGGUCAAACACAUCUGGUCAUGCAAGAUCGAGAAAUAGGAGGAAGAGAAGGCAGCCUAGGACAGGCACUUGUGGAUGUCAUUGGCAGAUUGACGGAUGUGCUUGUGGAGAGGAGUAUAGGAUCGAGGGCUAG